ACGAAAUCCGUCGGUUUUUGGGACUUGGGACGGUGGCUUCGGCUGUUGACAGGUCGAGUGUGGCGGUUAUUCAGUUUUUUUUGUCUUGGUGUGAUUAGAAUUCCCGAAGCCCGGGCGGCGUCCCUAGAAUGGGACCGAUGGUUCCAGUUCCAACAGAGGAGCGAUGAGCUCGGGAGCCCUAUCAAGGGGCUACGGGCCGCGCGCCUAACAACAUGAGGGAAGAAGAACUAGAAGUGGCCCUAAAGGUGGUCAUCGUGGGAAAUGGUGGGGUAGGCAAAUCAAGUAUGAUCCAAAGAUACUGCAAGGGAACAUUCACCAAGGACUAUAAAAAAACCAUAGGCGUUGAUUUUUUAGAAAGACAAAUAGAGGUCGAUGGGGAAGACGUCCGGCUUAUGCUGUGGGACACGGCGGGUCAAGAGGAAUUCGACGCCAUCACCAAGGCUUAUUACCGAGGAGCUCAAGCUUGCGUUCUUGCCUUUUCAACUGUAGAUAGAGACUCGUUCGAAGCCGCCCAUUCGUGGAAACUCAAAGUCGAAAAUGAAUGCGGCGAAAUUCCAACUGUGAUUGUACAAAAUAAAAUCGAUCUUCUCGACCAAGGUGUGGUCAGUCCGGAAGAAGCGGAACUCCUCGCCAGAGCCUUGGGCUGCAGGUUGAUUCGUACCUCGGUUAAAGAAGACAUUAACGUAGCCGCUGUCUUUCGUCAUUUAGCCUCCAAGUGCCUUGCAGAACUCCGGGAUCCCCGGGACAACGAUUACUUCAGCCCCCCCACCGCUUUCCACGAUUCACUAACCAUCAGUGCUUUUAAUCCUAGUCAUUCUUCCAAAAAUCGCAAUGGAACUAUAGUCCUUCGACCUAAUAAGCAAAAGAAGAAGAGAAACGUAAUACGAAAUGCUUGUAGAUUAUUGUAGAUUUAAAUUUGGUAAAAAGGCGAUGAAAAAUUCGUUUCGGAGAGAGAUUUGUUAUUGCCAUGUACAUUUUAUGUAGGUUUUAAUUAAGUGUAUGUUUGUAAAAAAUAAUUUAAAAGCAGUUUUUUGUAAGCGUAUUCUCUAAUGAUCUACUCCACUUUUCCCGAUGAUGUAUCAAAUUUGGUGGUCGAAUUUGUAACCAUUGUAAUUUUGUAUACAUAUUUUUGCCCGAUUUAAGUUUGUUUUUUCCUUAUCUUACUGUUAAUUAAGUGGAAUUUGUAUAUUUUUGCCGUAUAAAACAGGCCACUGGUGAAGUGCUAAUAUAUUUUAGUUUUAUGUAGUAAUUUACGUUUAUUUCAUUCGUAAUUUUGUUGACUCCGUUUGUAUUAUAUAAUUAACUUUGUAGUUUGUAAUUUUGUUUUUACACCUUUUCGAAGUCGGUAUCCACUAUAAAAAGUUUUUACCAAUGUAGUUUGAAAAUAAAUUGUUUGCUCAUGUA
Messenger RNA from Phyllotreta striolata, 1404 nucleotides. The record is from the annotation of a GenBank genome assembly. Lineage: Eukaryota; Metazoa; Arthropoda; Insecta; Coleoptera; Chrysomelidae.